Molecule: messenger RNA, 2022 nt
Organism: Nothoprocta perdicaria
Lineage: Eukaryota; Metazoa; Chordata; Aves; Tinamiformes; Tinamidae
Product: betaine--homocysteine S-methyltransferase 1
Exons: 8
Coding region: 39-1259 (406 amino acids)
Molecular function (GO): zinc ion binding; betaine-homocysteine S-methyltransferase activity
Source: RefSeq, a predicted model, not a curated record
CUGCAGAGGUGUCGGGGCCGCGUUCCUGAGCACGGGAGAUGCUGCCCAUCGGGAAGAGCGCGAAGCAACAGGGCAAGCGGGGUAUUCUAGAGCGCUUAGAUGCUGGAGAAAUUGUGAUCGGAGAUGGAGGAUUUGUCUUUGCCCUUGAAAAGAGGGGAUAUGUAAAAGCUGGACCUUGGACCCCUGAGGCAGCUGUGGAACAUCCAGAAGCAGUUCGUCAGCUUCAUCGGGAGUUCCUCCGAGCUGGAUCAAAUGUUCUGCAGACAUUCACCUUUUACGCUAGUGAGGACAAACUAGAGAACAGGGGAAAUUAUGUAGCUGAGAAGAUAACUGGCCAGAAAGUUAAUGAAGCUGCUUGUGACAUUGCAAAAGAAGUGGCUAAAGAAGGUGAUGCUUUAGUGGCUGGAGGAGUCAGUCAAACACCAUCAUAUUUAAGCUGCAAGGAUAAAGCAGAGGUCAAAGCGGUCUUUCGAAAGCAGCUAGAAGUCUUUAUGAAAAAAGAUGUGGACUUCCUAAUUGCUGAGUAUUUUGAACACAUUGAAGAAGCUGUCUGGGCAGUUGAAGUUUUAAAAGAAUCUGGGAAGCCAGUUGCAGCCACAAUGUGCAUUGGUCCAGAGGGAGACAUGCAUGGGGUGCCACCCGGACAGUGUGCAGUCCAGCUGGUCAAGGCUGGUGCUUCUAUUGUUGGAGUCAACUGCCAUUUUGAUGCAGAUACUUGCCUGAAAACUGUGAAGCUUAUGAAAGAGGGCUUGGAGGCUGCUAAACUGAAAGCAUAUCUGAUGUCUCAGCCACUUGCUUUCCACACACCUGACUGUGGGAAGCAGGGAUUUAUAGAUCUUCCAGAAUUUCCCUUUGGUCUGGAGCCAAGAAUUGUUACUAGGUGGGAUGUUCAAAAAUAUGCGAGACAGGCCUACGACUUAGGAAUUCGUUACAUCGGGGGCUGCUGUGGAUUUGAGCCGUACCACAUCCGAGCGAUAGCGGAAGAGCUGGCUCCUGAAAGAGGCUUCCUGCCAGAAGCUUCGGAGAAACACGGUAGCUGGGGCAGCAGCCUGAGCAUGCACACCAAGCCCUGGGUCAGAGCAAGGGCAAGAAAGGAGUACUGGGAGAAUCUGAAGCCAGCUUCAGGCAGACCAUAUUGUCCUUCACUGUCAAAGCCAGACGGAUGGGGAGUGACCAAAGGAGCCAGAGAGCUGAUGCAGCAGAAAGAAGCAACCACUGAACAGCAGCUGAAGGAGCUCUUUCAGAAACAGAAGUUUUAAUCCACUGCAGUUGCCUAAAUGUUAGAAUGAUUUAUCUACAGGGCAUCUCAUGCUCCACCAAAGAGAAUGAGUGAGGAUGAGUAUCCUGAUAAUUUAUCAGUUAAAAUGCAAUGAGAGGAACUAAAUGUAGACUAAAUGUGAUUACAAAUUAAAUAUGUCGAACUUUGUCAAUAAAAUCCUUGUCUGGACUAAUAGUUUAAAACCUCCCCAAAAGGAGCUUUGGAUUCUCAUAGUGAUUGACCCACUCUAACUACUCUUCCUUACCUAAGUGUUUUUAAGUAGGUAGACACUGAAAUACAUGGAAAAUUGGCUCAACUCACCAGUGAAAAAGAAAGAAAAAGCCAUUUAUAAAUACUGUGACAUUGGAUUUCCAAUCCUAGUCUGUUUUCAGUUUGGGACCAUGAAGGAGCUCCCUCAGACCUCAGGACUUUGUCGAGGCACAUUAUGGUGACACUUCAGAGUUAUCAGUAGUCACCUCUUUGGCUUCAAGAGAAUAAACUGAAAAAGACAUCUUGGAACCUGUAUCAAAAGACAGGAAAAUUAGAACAGGAUUGUGUAGGAAUUACCUACAUGCAGGACUAAAAUUCAGAAUUUUAGAAUCAUAAUUGUAAUAUCUGCACACCUUAAAACAUAAACGCUCAAAAAUAAUAACAUACUUCCAGUAAACCACUGUAAAUUUCUGAUGAACCAGCUGGCUUUGGGAUAUGUCACUUGAAACAUUUGCUCAUCUCAAGAUUGUGUGUAAUGACCUAAAGAUUCUUAA